Mugil cephalus (flathead mullet) is the source of this 1247-nucleotide messenger RNA. RefSeq names its product enoyl-CoA delta isomerase 1 (gene eci1). The record is from RefSeq and is a predicted model, not a curated record. Gene Ontology annotation, molecular function: enoyl-CoA hydratase activity. The coding region runs from base 104 to 1015 and encodes 303 amino acids. Gene Ontology annotation, biological process: fatty acid beta-oxidation. The transcript has 7 exons. Lineage: Eukaryota; Metazoa; Chordata; Actinopteri; Mugiliformes; Mugilidae. Gene Ontology annotation, cellular component: mitochondrion.
UUCAGAAGGUGGCGGUAACGAACCAUAAAACAUAAAAAGAGGAAGAAGAAGAAGAAGAGGAGGAGGAAGACUCUGCAGCUUCUCUCUCAAGUCCUCGUCGAAAAUGACUUUAAGAGCCGCUUUGAGGAGCAAGUCCGCCUUUUCAGGUCUUCUUUCCCAGCUGUCGUCCUGCAGCAGUCAUGGCAGAGUGUGCGUUUCUCCCGUCCUCGUUGCACAGCGGAGGAACAACUCCACCUCGCCUAAGAUCAAAGUGGAUUUUGACCAAAGUACAGGCGUGGCAGUGAUGCACAUGCAGAGUCCUCCAGUCAACAGCCUCAGCUUGGAUUUCCUCACCGAGCUGUGCAUCGGUGUGGAGAAGCUGGAGAUGGAUAAGAGCUGCCGAGGCCUGAUCAUCACCUCCAGCCAGCCCAAGGUGUUCUCAGCCGGGCUGGACAUCUUGGAAAUGUACGGAAAGAGUCCAGAGAGCUGCGGGGAGUUCUGGAAAGCUGUGCAGGAGAUGUGGCUCAAACUCUACAGCUCCAACAUGGUCACUAUAGCUGCAAUCAAUGGCUCCAGUCCUGCAGGUGGAUGUCUCAUGUCCAUGACGUGUGACUACAGGAUAAUGGCCGAUAACCCUCGUUACAGCAUCGGCCUUAACGAGACGCAGCUCGGCAUUGUAGCACCUUUUUGGUUUAAGGACACUAUGUUGAACACGGUGGGCCAUCGGACCACAGAGCUGGCCCUGGAGCUGGGCCUCCUCUACAACCCUUCAGAGGCCCUAAAGAUCGGACUGGUGGACAAGUUGGUGCCUGAAGACCAGGUCCUCACCACAGCGGCGCAGACCAUGACCAAGUGGUUGGCUAUUCCAGAGCACGCCAGACAGAUAACCAAGUCCAUGAUGAGGAAGCCAACCAUUGACAAGCUAACGUCCAACAGGGAGGCCGACAUCCAAAACUUUGUCAAAUUCAUCACCAAGGACUCCAUUCAGAAGUCACUGCGCAUGUAUCUGGAGAUGCUCAAAAAGAGAAAGGCUUAGAGGAGAGACUGAACCACGGACCAUUGAGUCUAGUCACAGUGAAUAGCUAUGGGUUGGACAGUUUCUCUCAGGGGGGAGAGAAAUUGUUGUCACAUAAAGGUCCUUCAAGUGCCUGCUUAUACUUUAUUGUCAGGACUAUGUCCACCUAAUGGAAGCCUUUUACCUUGAGCAGAUUUAUUAGUUGUUUCCGUCUUUUCAGUGUGAAAUUUCUGAAUAAACAAUUUAAGCGUCA